Messenger RNA from Asparagus officinalis (garden asparagus), 3229 nucleotides. RefSeq names its product GPI ethanolamine phosphate transferase 3. The transcript is spliced from 20 exons. Gene Ontology annotation, molecular function: mannose-ethanolamine phosphotransferase activity. The coding region runs from base 77 to 2986 and encodes 969 amino acids. Gene Ontology annotation, biological process: GPI anchor biosynthetic process. Gene Ontology annotation, cellular component: endoplasmic reticulum membrane. NCBI's taxonomy places the organism in Eukaryota, Viridiplantae, Streptophyta, Magnoliopsida, Asparagales, Asparagaceae. The record is from RefSeq and is a predicted model, not a curated record.
CUUAAACACUGAUACUUUGUGCGUCUUGCAUCUCACAAAUCCUCUCCCCUCUCUCGGUCUCUUCGCCCAAUUUUUAAUGGCGGCAACGACUGGGAGGCCAACGAAGUGGGCCCUCAUCUGGCCCUUCUUCUUGAUCCUCGCCCUCCACUCCCUCGCCAUCUUCCUCUUCACCCGCGGUUUCCUCCUCACUCGCACCGAGCUCUCAUCCUUCAGCCACUGCUCCGAUCUCUCUCAACCCAACUCCAGCAACCCCUGCUCUUUCCCCUCUCAACCCGAACCCGAGCCCGAGCCCGAGCCCGAGCCCGAUGGCAAGUGCUGGACCCGACCCGCUGUCGAUCGCCUCGUCAUCAUCCUCCUCGAUGCCCUCAGGUUCGAUUUCGUGGCGCCGAGCACUUUCUUCCAAGAGGCGAAGCCAUGGAUGGACAAGUUGCCCGUGCUACAGAAGCUGGCAUCAGGGGAGAACGCUACAGCUAGGAUUUUUAAGGCGAUUGCUGAUCCUCCUACGACUAGCCUGCAAAGGCUGAAGGGGUUAACUACUGGUGGACUUCCUACAUUUAUAGACAUUGGUAACAGUUUUGGAGCUCCAGCAAUUAUUGAAGAUAAUUUGUUAUAUCAGUUGUCUAAAAAUGGAAAGAGAGUGCUGAUGAUGGGGGAUGAUACAUGGAUGCAGUUGUUUCCUGAUCACUUUGAAAGAUCAUAUCCUUAUCCUUCUUUUAAUGUUAAAGAUCUCGAUACGGUGGAUAAUGGCUGUGUUGAGCACUUGUUGCCAUCAUUGCAAAAUGAAGAUUGGGAUGUACUUAUUGCACAUUUUCUUGGCAUGGAUCAUGCGGGACAUAUCUUUAGUGUUGACUCUACUCCAAUGGUCCAAAAGCUGGAGCAGUACAACAACAUUUUGGAGGAGGUUAUUGAAGUCAUGAGGAGCCAGUCUGGACCUGGUGGUCUCCAUGAAAACACUUUGCUACUCGUGAUGGGGGAUCAUGGACAAACCAUAAGUGGUGAUCAUGGCGGAGGCACUGCAGAAGAGAUUGAGACAUCCCUUUUUGCAAUGAGCAUGAGGGCUCCUCCUGAUGCAGUGUUAUCUGUCCUUGAUGCGAUUUUUUGCAAAGUGAAUUUGGCUGGCGAGAAGACAUGCAUCAGCUCCAUCCAGCAGCUUGAUUUUGCAGCAACUGUGGCAGCUCUUCUUGGUAUUCCUUUUCCCUUUGGAAGCAUUGGCCGUGUUAAUCAUGAGUUGUAUGCAUUAAGUGCUGGUACAUGGGGUGGACAAAGGAAUAGUGGUAAAAAUUGUAAUUCUCGGUCAAAUUUGGAAGAAUGGAUGCAAAAUUAUGUUAAUGCUCUCUGCGUUAAUUCCUGGCAGGUGAAAAGAUAUAUUGACAUCUAUUCGGUGACUUCUGUUAUCGGACUUCCUUCAGAAGACCUGUCUCACAUAAGACAAUUAUACACGCAUGCACAAGACAAUUGGUCAAAUAUUACACGGUCUUCUUGCUUAGCUAAAAAUGAUAUCCCUUAUGAAGAUCAUGGCAGUCUAGUAUCUACUCUCCAGAAGCAAAUUGAUGCAUACUCAAAGUUUCUAGAAAGUGUUGCGACACUUGCUCGCUCAGCAUGGACCGAGUUUGACCUGAUACUAAUGGGUGUUGGUCUCAUUGUUAUGCUGGCCUCUCUUUUUGUGCAUCUCUUAGCCAUUAGACGAGUUCAUGUCCUCUGUCAGUCGUGUUAUACGGCGCCUACUGUUUCAUUUAUCUCUUUAAGGUCAAUUGUCGUCUAUCUCUUGGUGCUAAUGCGCGGAGCAAGUUUCCUCUCAAACAGUUACAUAUUGGCAGAAGGUAUCGUAGCUAACUUCCUUUUGGCUACUACUGGUAUCCUUAAUUUGUCGUGCUCAAUAGCUGAUGGUAAAUUUGCAAUAGAAGAACUUUUGUUUCUUUUUAUAAAUAUCAUUCUUAGGCUUGGCAUUGAAUUUGGGAUUUCAAAACAGACUGCUGGAUCAACAUCUUUGAGUUUCCAUUUCCUAAGUAUUCUUCCUAUUGAUAAAGAUCACCCUGUUUUGAUUGGAUUGUUGGAGAUCUUUCCAAUCUUUAUUCUAUUCGUGGUGGCAUUUGUGAUGUUUAAGUGUUCUUCUACUCUACCUUGUCGGAGAUGUAUAAAGUUCUGCUUUGUAGGAACUGUUCUAAGUUAUAUUCUCAUAGCAGUACACUGGGUCUCAGAAAGUAAUGUGGUGAAUGUUUAUCCAGAGCUUCAAGAUUUUGGAAAAAAUAUUGCCCCUCGGCUGGUUUAUGCUAUUGGAUUUGGGUUGCUGGUACUAUUAGUGCUUUCUCAGAUCUUCUACCAGAAAGCGACAGUUUCAGAUUCCACUGAAAAGUUAGCUCCUGCAACCGCAGCCAUGGUUUCUGCAUGGAGCUCUGCUAUUUUGAUUCUUUUGGGAAAGCGAGGUUCAUUUGUUGCUUUAAUCUGCAUUGGUGGAGCAUGGUGUAUCAUAAAGUCACAAAAACCAGCUACAGGGAGAGACAUCACAAAGGGCAAUUCUGGAGUGUUCUUCACAGAUCCCGUCAACAUAACACAGUGGAGCCUUCUUGCAGUUUGUUUAUUUUUUUACACUGGACACUGGUGUGCUUUUGAUGGUCUGCGUUAUGGUGCAGCAUUUAUCGGGUUUGAACAUUUUAACAUCAUUCGUCAAGGUCUUCUACUUGUGAUUGAUACAUUUGGCGUAUCUUUCAUUCUUCCUAUUUUGGGCCUACCAUUUCUUGUUGGUCACCCACAUCAGAGCACAAGGGAAGAUCGGGCAAAGGAUGUCCCUUUCUUUAAUCUGACCAAGGUUUUCUUGAGUUAUGGGCUGAUAACAGCAGUUACAACUACUUUUACUAUCAUAUGUGUUACAAUCCAAAGGCGGCAUUUAAUGGUGUGGGGAUUAUUUGCACCAAAAUAUGUUUUUGAUGUGCUGGGUCUCCUCCUUACUGAUGUUUUGAUCUGUUGUGCAUCUUUGCUCUACUACUGAGGCAGUAUUGAUAUACGCUGGUAGUUUACCUUGUGGAUUUUAGUUGUUAAUUUGUUGAUUAAAAUCUUUACAGAAUGUUCGAGGCUUUGAUUCAUUGGCUUCUCUGUAUAUGAAUUUUUUUUAUCAAUGCUCACUAUAAGAUAGAGCUACUAAUGGAUUCAAUGUAUCAUUCAUAGAAGAUACAGCUACUAAGGGGCUGUUUGGUUCGUUUUUUAACUCGGCGGAAAAGUUUUACACCGGCUC